This is a messenger RNA of Malaya genurostris, 3581 nucleotides long. It is a transcript of the gene Opa1, whose product is annotated as dynamin-like 120 kDa protein, mitochondrial. The transcript is spliced from 11 exons. The record is from RefSeq and is a predicted model, not a curated record. Gene Ontology annotation, molecular function: GTP binding; GTPase activity; microtubule binding. Lineage: Eukaryota; Metazoa; Arthropoda; Insecta; Diptera; Culicidae. Gene Ontology annotation, biological process: mitochondrial fusion. Bases 139 to 3075 code for a protein of 978 amino acids. Gene Ontology annotation, cellular component: microtubule; mitochondrial membrane; cytoplasm.
CCUUGCCUACCACCUUGUCACUGUCAAAUGAUAAAGUUUGCAGCAUCGUUUGGAAAUUUUUUCUCCGGAGUUUUAUUAUUUUCAGGAAAAGGCAUGCCCAACUAGUUUGAAGUUCCUCGUACAUGAAGCACUGCAGCGAUGGCUCAACUUUUGCGUGGAAAAUCAAGUAUCGAUUUACAUUUCAGAAAUAUCCGACCUGCGGCGUAUGCCCUAAGUCAUGUAAAUUUCUCUGGCUUUAGUUACGGCAGUGGCCACAGUCGACAAAAUUUUUACUUUCGACAGCACCAGAACUUCCUUCGACGGCCCAAAUUUGGUGGCUAUCAAUAUUACCGGGGGUACGGAAUGUUUGUCGGAAGAGUUCUUCGAGGGAUUCUGAAGCUUCGCUACCUGGUGUUAGGCGGUGCGAUCGGAGGUGGAGUAACUCUGAACAAACGCUUUGAAGAAUGGAAGGAUGGGCUACCGGAUAUGAAGUGGCUCGAGGAGGUGAUGCCUGACAAUGAAAAGUGGGGACAAUUUACGAAAAGCUUGCUUGCGAUGAAAGAUUCCGUUAAGGAUUCCAUCGAAAUCGAUCCGCGUCUGAAGCAACUGAGCGAGCAUAAGAUCAACGAGUGGCGUCAAUGGUUUGAUCAACGGUUGGAUAAUGCAAUAGAGGCAGCUGAAACUCAGCAGAAUCCCCAAAUCGAAAGUUCCUUCCAGAAUCUAUCUGAUUUCAUUACUGAAUUAUAUGGAGCCACCAAAGAAGAACUUCGGAAUCAAAACACCGUAAACGCGAAAACACUUACGACAGAGGAAAGCCGGAAACGGGUAGAAACCUUACAAACUCAGGUUGACUCUCUGCAAACCGAAAUAAUGAAUGUCCAACUUAAGUACCAGCGAGAAAUCGAAAAACUAGAGAAGGAAAAUCGAGACCUUCGCCAGCAAUUUCUGAUCCUGAAAACGAAUAGGAAGCAACCAAUGAAGAAGCGCAUUAAAAAAUCACUGAUCGACAUGUACUCGGAAGUGUUGGACGAAUUAUCGGGGUACGAUACAAGCUACAGCACGGCAGAUCAUUUACCUCGAGUUGUGGUCGUUGGUGAUCAAAGCAGUGGUAAAACUUCGGUGCUAGAAGCUAUUGCACAAGCUCGUAUUUUUCCUCGCGGCAGCGGAGAAAUGAUGACCAGAGCUCCGGUGAAGGUUACUCUGUCGGAAGGUCCCUACCAUGUGGCGCAGUUUCGAGACUCCGAUCGGGAGUACGAUCUAACUUUGGAGCGAGACCUAGCUGAAUUGCGCCGGGACGUAGAAAUUCGAAUGAGAAAUUCUGUACGAGGAGGGAAAACCGUUAGCAACGAUGUGAUUUCAAUGACGGUAAAAGGACCGGGUCUUCAGCGGAUGGUUCUAGUAGAUCUACCUGGUAUUAUUUCAACGCAGACUGUAGAUAUGGCGGCCGACACAAAAGAUUCAAUUAAGCACAUGACUGAGCAUUACAUGAGUAAUCCGAAUGCAAUUAUUUUGUGCAUACAGGAUGGUUCUGUCGAUGCCGAGCGUAGCAAUGUAACUGAUCUGGUAUCCCAGUGUGAUCCACUUGGAAAACGAACUAUUUUUGUUUUGACCAAAGUUGACUUGGCUGAAGAUUUAGCGGAUCCGAAUAGGAUCAGGAAAAUUCUUUCAGGAAAACUAUUCCCCAUGAAGGCUCUUGGAUAUUUCGCCGUUGUUACUGGUCGAGGUCGCAAAGACGAUUCAAUUGAAACGAUUCGAGAAUAUGAAGAAAAAUUCUUCAAAAACUCUAAACUGUUUCAAAGCGGUGUCACCAUGUCACAUCAGGUCACAACACGGAACCUCAGCCUCGCAGUAGCCGACCGCUUCUGGAAGAUGGUCCGUGAAACCAUUGAACAGCAGGCGGAUGCAUUCAAAGCUACAAGGUUCAAUUUGGAGACGGAAUGGAAAAAUAAUUUCCCUAGGCUGCGGGAGUCCGGUCGAGAUGAAUUAUUCGACAAAGCAAAGGGGGAAGUCUUGGAUGAAGUUGUAAACUUGUCACAGGUUUCGGCUAAAAAGUGGGAAGAACUUCUGAACAACAAACUAUGGGAAAAGCUAUCAAACUACGUAUUCGAGAAUGUAUAUCUGCCAGCAGCACAAUCCGGGUCACAGACAGAUUCUUUCAACACCAUGGUGGAUAUCAAGCUUCGGCAGUGGGCUGAACAAGCUUUACCGGCUAAAUCCGUAGAAGCUGGCUGGGAAGCAUUGCAGAAAGAAUUUCAACACCUAAUGGAAAUUGCUCGAAAAACACCGGACCAUGACGACUUGUACGACAAUCUGAAAAGUGCCGUAAUAGAUGAAGCGAUUCGGCGUCACUCUUGGGAAGAUAAAGCAAUCGACAUGCUUCGGGUCAUACAACUAAAUACGCUCGAAGAUCGCAGUGUGCAUGACAAGCAUGAGUGGGAUCAGGCAGUCCGGUUCCUGGAAACAUCGGUCAAGGAAAAACUGGAACUGACGGAACACACGAUUAGUGAAAUGUUCGGCCCAUCAACAACGCAAAAAUGGCUACAGUGGCGCUCAUCUACUGAAGAGCAAAAUAAACGAAAAUACGUCAAAGGUGAACUGGAUAAAAUUCUUUCCAGUGAUUUGAAGCAUUCUCCCACCUUGAGCUACGAUGAACUGACAACGGUGAGAAAAAAUCUUCAACGAAACAAUGUCGAAGUAGAAACUGAUUAUAUCCGAGAAACGUGGUAUCCGAUCUAUAGAAGACACUUCCUGAAGCAAGCGCUAAACCAAGCAUACGACUGCCGGAAAGCGUACUACCUGUACUCCCAACAAGGUACCGAAUGUGAGGUCAAUUGUAGUGAUGUAGUGCUCUUUUGGCGCAUCCAACAAGUGAUAAAGGUAACGGCCAACGCUUUACGGCAACAGGUCAUUAACCGGGAAGCUCGCCGAUUGGAUAAAGAAAUUAAGGAAGUUCUCGACGAAUACGGCGAAGACGAUGACAAAAAACAGCAACUCUUAACGGGAAAACGAGUAACCCUGGCAGAAGAACUAAUUCGUGUGCGGCACAUCCAGGAGAAACUGGAAGAAUUUAUAAAUGCUCUCAAUCAGGAAAAAUGAACUCACUAAGUCUUGACGCUUUUUCUAGUCUAUCAACUAAAAAAAAUAAUGAAAAGCUAAGGCACAUAAUGCGUUUAAUACACGCAUAAGACAACAUGAAUAGUUAAAAACUGUCAUCUGCAGAUACUAAGCAUCUUAACAAAAAGUAUCUAUUCCAUUUACGCUAUUUACUUACAUUGGUUUUGAACUGCAAAAGAAAUAUUCUCUUCGUUUUCUCGUGUUAUUAAAAUCUUCUCGAUUCAACAAAUUUAGAUCAUUAUUAUUGGUAGUUUCAUAAAGGAACAUUUUUAUGUGAUUUAUGCUAAUUCUAAUUUGUAAUUUACGAUAUUUAGGCUGGAUGAUAAUUAGAAUAGAAUAUUGAGAAAUCGUGUUGCACGAUAAACUAUGUCAGAACAGAAAAAUUUAUGUUAUCCGAAAAGAUUCAAAAUCUUUCACCAUAACGAAAUAAAGGGUGAUUUUUUAAGAGCUUGAGAACUUUUUUAAACAAUAAAAUUUGCAAAAUCUCA